CACGGACUGCUUUACAAAAGAAAGAUGCAGAAGAAAGGGCAGAAAAGGCGCUGUCCUUUUCGAAACUUACAGAGGUAUACGGGUCACUGUGUUGACCUGAUGUUAAAAGAUGAUGCUCUGUAUAUCUCCAUCCGUUAGUAUCAAGUACGAUUGAUCGUCAAGUCGCCCAUGAUCAAUGGAGAUUGUGCGAUGCCGAAGAAUCGAGACACACUAGUCAAAAGUCGAAGAAGAUGCAUUGGGUGGAGAAACCCUUCGUGCCACCAGUGGGAAGCUUUGCUGGGAGUUUUCCACCUCCUCCACUCCGUACAGAACCAGAACCCAUCGACUAUAUCAAUUCGAUGUUUGGUGAACAAUCGAUGAAACUUCUGACAGAUCAGUCCAAUCUGUAUUCGGUUCAGUAGAAUCCGAAUAAGCCUGCUAGUAUUUUAGAAACUGAAAUGCACAGAUUCAUUGGUACUCUGAUCGUGACAGGGAUAUAUUCCUUCCCGGUGCAACGGUUUUUCUGGACGAGCGCCACUCGGGUGGAAUCCAUCGCAUCAGUGAUCAGCCGCGAUCGCGUUAUGCAGAUCAAAAAGANACGUUGUCGAUAAUACGACCCAACUGAACUGAUGAAAUGUCACUUAGAUUGGUUGAAUGCAUUAAUAUAGUUUGAAUUUCAAUAAAAUUUUCAAUUCAAUUCGAAUUUAAGAGCAGAUGAUAGAAGUAAAAUUGAUACAUUAGGUGGUUAUUGUUAUUUGGUACUAAAACAUUUAAUGAAUCCAAAACGUUCCUUUCAAAAACUAAUUCUUUAUCGCGGUGGUACAUUAGCAAAUGAAAUGAUUGAAGAAUAUAAACAGACCAUUGGAAAGGGUGCAAUCAAUUGGUUAGGAUUUACAUCAACAUCGAGAGAUCCUCAUGUAGCUGAAUCGUUUCAUGGUAAUACAUUAUCUAUUAUUGAAAUUCAAACUAUAUUCAUGCAUUCAGCCAAUCUAAGUGACAUUUCAUCAGUUUCACAUCAUCUUGAUGAACAAGAAGUACUCUUACAGGCUGGACAUUAUUUUGAAGUUGAAAAAGUUUCUUCAAUAACUGGAAAAUAUGUAAUUUAUCUUGUAUUUUAA
This is a messenger RNA of Didymodactylos carnosus, 1097 nucleotides long. NCBI's taxonomy places the organism in Eukaryota, Metazoa, Rotifera, Eurotatoria, Philodinida, Philodinidae. The record is from the annotation of a GenBank genome assembly.